UCGUUUCCAUCUUCAGGCCACGGGCAGGCGUUCGCUCUCUGCUGGCUUCGUUCUUUCCCUCCCUGGACGUGCGGGAGUUGCCGCGCACUGGCCUUGCUUGCCGAUCACCAAGAGAAGAUUGACCUCCAUGGAUAUACAAAACCUUCAGCACACUCCAUCCAGCUAUGUUAAUAUUGAUAUCCCACGACAUGGCGAACGUGGUGGAUCGCAUCGCAGACUGCAUAGCGUUGUUGGGGCGCUUCCUGCUCGAGCAUGCCGUACUAGUAGUAGCGCUAUGGCUGUGCCUUGCCUCACUCUGCACCAUGCUAGCUGCCAUCGCCUGGAUCCAGCUCUUCAACCGUGUGCUAGACAUUACUGCUACGCUUGUGCGUCAAUACUACUUAGACCUACCAUUCGCUCCGGAGAACGUCAGCAAUGCGGCAAAAGUGUCGGGAAUCGUGCAGGCGCAGAUGCGAGAGGAGACAGUGGCUCCGGAGGUAGAGCUGUUGCCAGCAGGUAAGAAGCUCAGCGACCUGCCACCUCCGUCGUGCUUCACGUUCUCCGACAACACGCUCUUCGGCACGUGUGCACGUUGUCCGAGCACUGUUACAGACGUCGUACAGAGGUUUCAGGAUGCUCAGCAUAUUCUUGACACGAACGUCGUGGCGAAGCGGCCGCAGAACGACAGCUCAAGCGGACGCCAUUUCGGCAAUGGACGACCUCCUGAAAACGGAGCAGCUUCUCGGCCACCUCUGCCGCUUUCUAAUGCGAACACGUGGACAUUUACACCAGAACAGCUCGCCGAAGCAGCUAGCUUUGCAGAAUACACCUCGCAGCCGAGAAACGUCCGUCGAAUAGACAGAAACCCCUUCCCAGACUUCGCAGCGGUCCCAGUCCCUGCAGUGCCUAUCGAGGCGGCGACCAAGCGUACUGGGGCCACUCAGCACGGAGGGGCGGUGGGCUCCCACGCCCGGAAGAAAGACGGUCAUCAGCACACCGUUGCGGCGCAGACCUCAGGCUUCUCUAACCUCAUACAACCCGUCAAGCCCGUAGAGAAGCGCAGCACAGUCGGCCUGUCGAAACUCUACAGCAGCUCAGAUCCAGCGCCACAUCUUCGGAAGCAGAUGGUUGCCAAGGAGAUCAAGUCAAGCAUACCCAAGGCAACCACCAUGACAGAUGCAAUGAAUGGAGCGUCGCAGAACAAGUUCACUGUCUUAGCCAGCCCGGCAAGAAGUGAUGAUACCAAAACGGCGGGUACCCAAGGUUGCACGGAGCCGGUCCAAUCGGACAGUACGACCGUCGCCAGCGAUGCUAUCAUGUCCGGCACGAACGGCGGUCAAGUCAAUGUCACCGAUAUCACAGACAACGCAGUGCAUGCCUCCGAGCCGCCAGCAGACUUGUCUGGCUCGGUCACGAUUGAGAAAGAUGCACCAUUCACAGUCAUUGCAGAAAAGGUCGCUGAGUAUGCGGUGGAGACGGUUGAGUCGGCGAGAAGCGAGGGGCCUCCUCCAUCUCCACGGCCAGUGCGCAUCACGAUCUCUGUCGACGAGCUGUUAGCCAUGAGGAAGGCUUUGAGAUCACCAGACACCGGAGAGAACCCAAGUUCUGAUUCCGGCUGUGCACCUCGCAUGAUGGGACAACGUCCAGGCUCUUAUGUCGCUUGCGUUCAGACUCACGACGCAGCUGUCAUCGAGCCCGCUGUACCAGCCCAUCCGCAGAAAGCAAGCUCACCAGACAGCUUGUGCGCCACUGAGGCCUCAUCCUUGCCAGCUUCUGCUGCGCCAUCGGCGUUUGGCUCUCCGUUCGCGUCGGCGACGACAUCGCAGCGUUGCAAGACAUUGCUCGAUCACACAGAGAUGCUUGUUGAUGAUCUUUUGCGUCUAGAUACGGAUCCUGUAUGGACGGCUCCUCGGCCGGCCAAUGAUCAUGCUAUGGCGCCAAUAAAAGCAGAUGCGCACUCCAUGGAGCGCCCAGAAACGUCUUCCAGGGACAAGAACAACAUGGACGAAACCAAACAAGGGCGCUCAAACCGUGUAUUGGCCAAGCUACAAGCGGCCGAAUUUGAUUUGGAAGAGCGAGACCCUGCUUGCGACCAACGCACGCCCAAGGAUGAAAAGGGGGCUGUCGCCCCGCACCUGAUCAUCGACGAACCAAUGGACGCAGGUCUGUACGGGCAAGAAUGUAAGGCUGACGAACACGAACUCGUACGGGAGCGUGAGCGGGAGACCGAGAGCACAAGCACGCUUCAAUCGCAAGUCGAAGUCGGAGUCGGUGAGACCGCUCCGCCGCAGGCCUCCAGUACCACAAGUCUUUCUACCUACCCGACCAACAAGCCCGAGCCCGAGUUCUUCCAGAUACUGAGCUCAGCAGCUACGGACGGAGAUCCUAUUGGUGAUCCUAAGCAGCUGGAUCUUCGUCGCAAGGCGCAAGUCGCACUCGAGCGCUUCGAGGAUUGUUUCAAAGCGCUCACCACGCCGCACGGCGAAGGGAGACAAGACCCAAACACCGUCCAUAAAGCACGCAUGGCACAGCUUGAGAGGGCGAGAUUCUUCUACCAGAAGCGCCGCGAGGCGCUGAAGACAGAGUACGCGGAGGAUGAGUUCCUCCAGUGGGCUUUGCCGGAGGUGAGGGAGUUGCCGAGCGUACCGGAGAAAUGGCUCGAGAAGAAGGGGAGGAAGUGAGCUAGCUCUAGUAGACUCACGAGGAGUAGCGUAUGAUUCGGGAUGUUGUUAGCAUGGCGCACGCAUUAAGCAGCGACGCCGGGAGUGCUUUUUGUGCUGUCAUGUGCGCGUGUAUAGCGGGUGGUCACAGUGUACUAUCGCCUCGACAGCGUAGAGGCGACAAGAUAGAAACUGUCCCUGACAUAAGGUGUUUUAUAUACGUCUUAAUUAAUUGCCUUGAUGCCUGAUGAUUGUUCCUUGCAAGGGCGCACUCGGAAGAGACCGCCGCGCCCGCGGCUUGGCAGCAAGAACGUCACUGAAAGGCGUCUUGAGAGG
Baudoinia panamericana UAMH 10762 is the source of this 2975-nucleotide messenger RNA. RefSeq lists its product as uncharacterized. The record is from RefSeq and is a predicted model, not a curated record. NCBI's taxonomy places the organism in Eukaryota, Fungi, Ascomycota, Dothideomycetes, Mycosphaerellales, Teratosphaeriaceae. Bases 165 to 2660 code for a protein of 831 amino acids. The transcript is spliced from 2 exons.